AUGAGCCCCGAAGGGAAUGUGCCAAGAGUGACGGUAUCACGGGGUUUUGUCUCUGGGGUCUUCCUCUGCGUCCCUGAGAGGUCUGGCUUCCGCUCACCUUCCCAGCCUGGCACACAGGAAAAAGCCACUGCUCCCAAGCUCUUCCGCCAGGGUGACCGCACUCCGCCGAGCCUCACGCGCCCGGGACAGCCUCGUCUCCUUCCGCAGCUGGCCCGAGUCUUCUCUCCACACCAGCUGGGGUUGUUUCCUGUGGCUGCUGUCACAGGUUCCAGGGGUCACGACACGGGCACGUCUUCUAGGGGGCUACUCUUCGGCCCACAAUACCAACCACCAGCCAGAGGGAGCUUCCCGAAACUGGCCUUCACCCUGGGAGCGGUCGGUUGGAGAGCAGCGUCAUCCAAGUCCGGUCCCGUCACCUGUCCUUGGAACCUGAGAACGUCGCUCUGCUGUAACCCCUUCUUGCCCACCUCGCCCCCUCUCCUCCAACACCUCCCGGGCCUCCGAUCGCUCGCCGUCAGCGAGCCCAACCGCCUUCCUCUGGGUCCGCCUCCGGGUUUCCGCUGCCCUCUUCCCUACCGCCCUUCUCGGCUCCGCAACUCGGAAGCCGUGGGUGUCCGGGGGCGGGAAGUCCAAGACCAGUGCGCCGGGACAGUUGGCUUCUGGGUCUGGCUCCUUACUUUAAAGUGUGACGGCCGACAGCUUCGAAGCCUCAUCCUCCCUGUCCCUUGUGCCCCACACGUGGGCAAGCUGAUGUCAAAGCCUCCGGGCUCCCUUCCUCGGCAUCAGAGGGGAGUUCGCACCACCCACAGGAACCUCCGCCCCUGCUCUAGCUCCGAACACGACAGAGACACCCCCGCACCCGCUGCCCGGUCUCCUUUCCAGGCCCUCUCAAGCCGUCUUCUGACCACCUUGGGGACCCGCCGUGCGAUCCCAGGAAGCCUCAAUGUUUUUGAGUAAAAACCAGCUCUACAGAGAGAAAGAUUGAACAGCUCUGAACACCCAUGAGAUCUCGUGUGACCAAGUUGGACCCCAGAAGUGUGGAGAGUCGGCAUGAGGGUUAGAAAACCCACUCCAGCAAUCGACAUGUACAAAUAGCUGCUACAGCUCCAGAGACAAAAAGUAGCUUCGUGGGUGCCAGGG
Molecule: messenger RNA, 1140 nt
Organism: Leopardus geoffroyi (Geoffroy's cat)
Lineage: Eukaryota; Metazoa; Chordata; Mammalia; Carnivora; Felidae
Exons: 6
Coding region: 1-957 (318 amino acids)
Source: RefSeq, a predicted model, not a curated record